Molecule: messenger RNA, 1441 nt
Organism: Dendronephthya gigantea
Lineage: Eukaryota; Metazoa; Cnidaria; Anthozoa; Malacalcyonacea; Nephtheidae
Product: rRNA 2'-O-methyltransferase fibrillarin-like
Exons: 10
Coding region: 114-1016 (300 amino acids)
Biological process (GO): rRNA methylation; box C/D sno(s)RNA 3'-end processing
Cellular component (GO): nucleolus; Cajal body; box C/D methylation guide snoRNP complex
Molecular function (GO): histone H2AQ104 methyltransferase activity; rRNA methyltransferase activity; RNA binding
Source: RefSeq, a predicted model, not a curated record
UACCGUGCAUGUUGCCCUUUCUGACUCCGCAGUACUGAAAACGUUGGAAACAUUUGGGGGACGUUUUAUCGUUUACACGUUGACCACAGCAGUUGCUAGAACCGUAUUUUGCGAUGGGAAGACCAGGAUCAGGCACACCACGUGGCGGUGGUAGAGGUGGUCGUGGCGGAGGAAGAGGUGGAUUUAAAAGUCCUGGACGUGGUGGUCGUGGUGGAAGCAGAGGUGGAGGAAGAGGAGGUGGGAGAGGACGAGGUGGUGGUCGUGGAGGUGGAAGAGGUGGUUUUAAGGGUGGAGCAAGAGUUUCUGUUGAACCUCACAGACAUGAAGGCGUAUUUAUUGCUCGGGGUAAAGAAGAUGCAUUGGUCACCAAGAAUAUUGUCCCUGGUGAAACUGUGUAUGGGGAAAAGAAGAUUGCAGUUGAUGUUGAGGAAGGGAAUAAAGUUGAAUACAGAGUUUGGAAUCCAUUCCGAUCCAAACUGGCUGCUGCCAUCUUGGGUGGUAUUGACAAGAUUCACAUGAAACCGGGUAGCAAAGUUCUGUAUCUUGGAGCAGCUUCAGGAACAACAGUUUCACAUGUCUCUGACAUUGUUGGACCUGAUGGUCUUGUGUAUGCAGUGGAAUUCUCACACAGAUCCGGAAGAGACUUGAUCAAUGUUGCCAAGAAAAGGACAAACGUAAUUCCAAUCAUCGAGGAUGCACGUCACCCUCACAAAUAUAGAAUGCUUGUGGGUAUGGUUGAUACCAUUUUUGCUGAUGUUGCCCAACCUGAUCAAGCAAGAAUUGUUGCGAUUAACGCACAUAACUUCUUAAAAAAUGGAGGACAUUUUGUAAUAUCUAUAAAGGCAAACUGUAUCGAUUCUACGGCUGAACCAGCAGCUGUUUUUGCUGGAGAAGUGAAGAAAAUGCAAGCAGAGAAAAUGAAACCUCAAGAACAGCUCACCCUGGAACCUUACGAAAGAGAUCAUGCUGUUGUCGUUGGAAUUUACAGACCUCCACCAAAGAAAGCUGCAGCCUAAAAGAUCUAUCACCCUAAGACUCUUCCAAUACAGGAACAGAUUCAUCAACUAUUAAAUCAAUCACAGCUAAGAUAGUGAUCGUGUAGUCCUGGAAACUUCGGAUGAAAUUCACUAUCGAAAAGAGCUUUUAUACGGAUCGGAGCUUUUUCUUAGUUUCUAGUUUUGUCAGUGCUUCAAAUUUUGUAUAUACACACGAUUGUUAGCAAUAUCAAGCGUAAAAAUCGUGGAUAUCAAAAGGAAGAUAAAAAGCCGUGUAAAAAUUGCACGUGCGGGAUUACAUAUAGCGUUGUCUUUAAAUUUCGAGUGGAUGGGGUGUGAAUGAAAAUUUUUAGCUAAUUUCCAUAAUAUCUGGCACACAACAGUACCUGUAAAAGUUUUCAAAUUCUGAUGUAAGAAGGAAAUCUUUUUAUAUGACUCUUGUCGUC